Molecule: messenger RNA, 764 nt
Organism: Dryobates pubescens (Downy woodpecker)
Lineage: Eukaryota; Metazoa; Chordata; Aves; Piciformes; Picidae
Gene: ACBD7
Product: acyl-CoA binding domain containing 7
Exons: 4
Coding region: 270-557 (95 amino acids)
Biological process (GO): fatty acid metabolic process
Molecular function (GO): fatty-acyl-CoA binding
Source: RefSeq, a predicted model, not a curated record
CGGCUCUCAGGCUGGUGGCCCCAUCCUCAGGGAUGUGGAAAUGAGCUCAGGCUUGGUGACGGGACCAGCGUGCGCUCAGUGCCACCACCCGCCGGUGCCCAGCACUGGCGGCUGCCCAGCUGUCCCCGCGUCCCGGAGCUGAGGUCACCCCCCCAGCCCCACGCCCUCUGCGGCGCUCGGCCCCCGCUCCCACCCCGCAGCCGAGGCAGAAGAGCCGCGGCCCCGCUGCAGGAGGAGUGAGGCCGAUCCCUGGGCAUCCUUCCAGCGUCAUGACUCUCCAGGCUGACUUUGAGAGUGCUGCAGAAGAUGUAAAAAAACUGAAAACAAGACCAAGUGAUGAAGAGCUGAAGGAACUGUAUGGGCUCUACAAACAGGCCACUGUUGGAGACAUUAAUAUUGGUACUGGAGACAUUAAUAUUGAGUGUCCAGGCAUGCUGGAUGUGAAAGGCAAAGCCAAGUGGGAGGCCUGGAACCAGAAGAAAGGUCUGUCCCAGGAGGAUGCCAUGAGUGCCUACAUCUCUAAAGCAAAAGCCAUGGUAGAAAAAUAUGGGAUCUAGAAUCCUGAGCAGAAUUCCCACUAAUACCUAACUCCUGAGCAGCUAAUGAGCUAACUGUGGAGACAAAGCCAGCACUAACUCCUCACUGUGCAGCCUGGCAGCAAAAGCUGUCUGGAAGGGCCAUUCACACACAUGCUCCAUCCUUAGAUUGUGUCCUGCCCUGAAUAAACCUGAAGCUAGUGAAGCUUUCUGGAAGGACUGUGGCUU